AUGGCUGACAACGCUCCCCCCACCUCGUCGUCCUCCCUCCCCCCGCCUCCCCAGGCCUCUGCAGGCGUGCCCGGCCAGCAGCAGUUCGACGGCUCUCAGGGCAACGGCCAGGGUAAUCCUUCACACAUGCCUCCGCCCCCACUGCCACCCGUUGUCAUUCCCCAGAACACCAAUCCCAUCCCGACCGCUAUCACCUCACCCAUGUCCGGCAACAUGAUGUCACCCACCAGUGCCGGGGGAUACGUGCGUCGGGCUGCCCCAGAGCCCAACAAGCGCGCGCUGUAUGUUGGCGGACUCGAUGCUCGUGUGACCGAAGACAUCCUGCGACAAAUCUUCGAAACGACCGGCCAUGUGCAGAGCGUGAAGAUUAUUCCCGACAAAAACCUUCAGAGCAAGGGUUUGAACUACGGCUUUGUUGAGUACGACGAUCCUGGUGCGGCAGAACGCGCAAUGCAGACGCUCAAUGGCCGUCGAGUCCACCAAUCUGAAAUCCGUGUCAACUGGGCAUACCAGUCCAACAACAACAAUAAAGAAGACACCUCGAGUCACUUUCAUAUAUUUGUUGGCGAUCUCAGUAACGAAGUAAAUGAUGAGGUCCUGCUUCAAGCUUUCUCCGCUUUUGGAUCUGUUUCUGAGGCUCGUGUCAUGUGGGACAUGAAAACAGGGCGCUCUCGCGGCUAUGGGUUUGUCGCCUUCCGUGAACGUGGUGAUGCUGAGAAAGCUCUGAGCUCUAUGGAUGGCGAAUGGCUCGGCUCGCGCGCAAUCCGCUGCAACUGGGCGAACCAAAAGGGACAGCCCUCUAUCUCUCAACAGCAAGCAAUGGCUGCUAUGGGCAUGACCCCUACCACCCCCUUUGGGCAUCAUCACUUCCCCACCCAUGGAGUUCAGAGCUAUGAUAUGGUUGUUCAGCAGACUCCGCAGUGGCAGACAACCUGCUACGUUGGUAACCUAACACCGUACACAACUCAGAAUGAUCUAGUCCCAUUGUUUCAAAACUUUGGUUAUGUUGUUGAAACCAGAUUCCAGGCGGACCGUGGAUUUGCUUUUGUGAAGAUGGACACUCACGAAAAUGCUGCAAUGGCGAUCUGUCAGCUAAAUGGCUACAAUGUCAACGGUCGCGCACUGAAAUGCAGCUGGGGCAAAGAUCGCCCCCCAACUGGCCAGUUUGAAUAUUCUCCUCAGCAAGGCGCGAACCCAGCCUUUAAUUCCGGUACCUCCCCAUAUUUCCCCCAAUACGGUGGUCCUGGUGGGCCUAUGACCCCUCAAGAAUCACUAGGUCCCAACCCUGCCGGUCGUGGCUGGGAUCAGUCGGGUGCUAACUUUGGUCCUGGAAUGCCUGGCCAAGGCUACGGCCAAGUUCCUGGAGCCGCAGCCGGUGGGUACGGCCGCGGCCAAAACAACCCCAACUCCGGGUGGGCUCAGCCUAAUGCUGGUAACUUUGGUAAUGGCUUCGGAGGCUAUCAAGCUUAA
Messenger RNA from Ophidiomyces ophidiicola, 1470 nucleotides. It is a transcript of the gene PUB1, whose product is annotated as E3 ubiquitin-protein ligase pub1. Bases 1 to 1470 code for a protein of 489 amino acids. The record is from RefSeq and is a predicted model, not a curated record. Gene Ontology annotation, molecular function: RNA binding. NCBI's taxonomy places the organism in Eukaryota, Fungi, Ascomycota, Eurotiomycetes, Onygenales, Onygenaceae. The transcript is spliced from 5 exons.